This is a messenger RNA of Aspergillus thermomutatus, 1590 nucleotides long. Its product is annotated as Zn(II)2Cys6 transcription factor. The coding region runs from base 1 to 1590 and encodes 529 amino acids. Gene Ontology annotation, molecular function: DNA-binding transcription factor activity, RNA polymerase II-specific; zinc ion binding. The record is from RefSeq and is a predicted model, not a curated record. The transcript is spliced from 4 exons. Gene Ontology annotation, biological process: regulation of DNA-templated transcription. NCBI's taxonomy places the organism in Eukaryota, Fungi, Ascomycota, Eurotiomycetes, Eurotiales, Aspergillaceae.
AUGGUCUACGGUGGAAAACCGAGCACAGGCUGCCAGAACUGUCGCCAAAGACACAUCAAGUGUGACGAGACCCGUCCUUCCUGCAAGGCAUGUGUUCGAACAGGCCGCAAAUGUCCUGGGUACAGACAUCCGCUAGACGUUGUCUUGCGGGAUCACACAGCCUUUCACCGCAGGAAGAACAAUGCCGUGAGUAAAUCGUCGAAAGACGUCAAGGGCGACACAAAAGAGCCAACGCCAACGCCAGUGCCAGUGCCAGUGCCAUCGGCAUCAAGUACUGCCAUAGUGCAUGCGACUCGUACUCCGCAGCCCGCAACUGCAGGUUCAUGGCCGGUCCGCCGCGAAAUUGGUGUCCCCAGGAAACUCUACCUGCCGCUGGAGGACACGGUGACUUCACUGUUCUUUAAUUCGUACUUGUACCUCCCCAAAGAUCCUCAUAUCCGGAUUGGAUUCAUGGAGAUCCUGCCGCAGUCGUACUCCAAAGCCCGAUUCGGGUCGCAUGUGCAUCUCGGUGCGUUGGCUGUUGCUUUCUUCUCCGUUGCUGCGUGGACGGGCCAUCGGUUGUUGCUGCGUACUGCGGAGCAGUUCUUUGUGAAGGCGUUGUCGAGGACGAGGGAGGCAUUGGAGGGUGAUGUUGAACAGAAUUUGGAUGACAUGUUGAUGACGGUGCUUUUGCUCUCAACAUUUGAGGAGCUCUCUGCGCUGAAGGAACGAAGGGUGCCGAACAAGGCUCAUCUGCGUGGAGCUAUUGCCUUGCUCAAUAGUCUUGGUGCCCAGAAGCGGGAUUCGCCUUCGUCGAGAGUGUUGGUGAAUGCGGUUCAGACUCAGAUUAUAAGAUCAUCCAUGGGCCUGGAUUACCUGAUGAUUCAGACCCCGAAACAAUGGCCCCUGGCACCACCGAUGACUUCAAACGGCCCUUUGCAAUUGACAGUCGCCACGUCUGAGAUCGUCAGUCUCAGACUCACCUGGGAUGAGCUCGCAUCUAGCCCUCGGAAAGAUAACGCAGACGAGAUUCAGGAUAUUCUAUCUCGAGCCGCCCUUGUCGACUCUAAGCUGGACGCCUGGCCUCGCUUCGUUCCCUCGUAUUGGCUCCCACUUCCGGCAUCUACUAUCCCUUCAUCCGUGCGAGAUGCAGGCAUCUUCCAGGGCAGGUGCGACUGCUACGCAGACCUUUGGGUGGCCUCUACGUGGAACCUCUACCGCGACUCGCGAAUCGUAGUCCGAAAAAUCAUCCUCGACUGUCUGCACUCACUGAACAGUGACAGUGCCAAUGACCACCAGAUUCAAGAAACGAUCUUAAUGAUCCAGUCCUUAACCACCGAUAUCUGUGCCUCCAUUCCAUUCUUUCUCGGCAGUCAGAUACGAUCCGCCCAAAUGAGUCCUCACGGGAUCGUGUACCCGGAAGCAGAGGAAAGGCGAGUCUCGCCAGCGCACCAGCAGACCGCGCCACUGCUGAGCGGGUGGUUCGUCUUGCCGUAUUUGAAUAGUUUCUGCUCACCAGGGCUGAGUUUACGCGAUGACCAACUGGCGUGGAUCAAGGGGCAGAUUCAGCGGGUGGAGCGGAUAUACCCUUUUGAUGGUCGUUUGGGGUAG